AUGUCUGACAAAAUUAGUGCUGAAAAGCUUCUCAACAAUUUCGUGGAAACACUUGCCGAGAAGCAAAAAUCUGCAUCGUACUUUCAAGAUGUGACGGCAAACUCAAUGACCUCCCAGUUCAAUAGAUUGUUUGGACGUGAGAAACCUGUGCACCAUAUUUUAGGCGGUGGAAAAUCUGCUGAUGUCUUGUUAUGGAGGAACAAGAAGAUCUCUGCGAGCGUUUUAACCGCUGCAACAGCUAUAUGGGUGCUCUUUGAAUGGCUUAAUUAUAAUUUCCUAUCUCUUCUUUUCCUUGGUCUUGUUCUUGUCAUGUCUGUACAGUUUCUUUGGACAAAUGCUUCCGGCGUGUUUAACAGCAGGCCAUCUAAAGUUCCGCGUCUGGUUCUCCCGGAAGAUUUCUUUGUUAAUAUUGCAACUGCGGUCGGUGCUGAGAUUAACCGUGGUUUAAGGGUUCUUCAAAAUGUUUCAUGUGGAGGAAACUUGAAGCAAUUUAUUCUUGUUGUAGUAUGCUUAUGGGCUGGUGCUGUGAUCGGGGGCUGGUGCAACUUCUUGACUGUCAUCUAUAUCGGUUUUGUUGCUGCACACACGCUCCCGGUUCUCUAUGAAAGGUAUGACGAUCAGAUCGAUAACUUCGUGUACAAGGUACUUGAUCAGAUGCAAAAUCAGUAUAAGAAGGUGGAUUCUGGUUUGCUUAGCAAAAUCCCCAAGGGAAAUCUCAAAGGAAAGAAGUUUGAAUAG
This is a messenger RNA of Lathyrus sativus (Indian pea), 738 nucleotides long. The record is from the annotation of a GenBank genome assembly. Lineage: Eukaryota; Viridiplantae; Streptophyta; Magnoliopsida; Fabales; Fabaceae.